Messenger RNA from Strongylus vulgaris, 434 nucleotides. NCBI's taxonomy places the organism in Eukaryota, Metazoa, Nematoda, Chromadorea, Rhabditida, Strongylidae. The record is from the annotation of a GenBank genome assembly.
AUGACCACUGUCGCUACAUCGCCUAGCACUAGUUUCUCGGUUUCCUGCCAAGCAUACCUGUUUGGAAUACAAGUUUUGAAACCAAAACGUUUUACAGCACCUCCAUCUCCUGAAAAUGUGCGUCUUGACCGAGUUUCGGACGAAUAUGUUCGCAUCUCAUGGACUUUCCCUAGUGAAGACCCCGCUUGUCAGACAUUUUUCUUCAUUACUGGUGUCCAGAAUGGAGUUCCAAUUAACGAAAGAGUCCCAGGAGCUGAGCGUAGUUACGAUAUUAAAGGUCCAGCUAGAGGAGAUUGGCGUGUAGAGGUUCGAGCAGUAAAUUCAGCAGGAUCGGGACCAUCAUCACGGCAAGCUGUUUUUACCAGUGCCCAGCAAUGUGAGUGUGAAAGGCAAUGUGAGCACCAGAGUCGUAACUCCUCGACUUUUUUGUAAAA